AUGAACUCCAACGCCCCGGGCUGCCCCAUGGCCUCGCUCUAUGUGGGGGACCUGCAUCCCGAUGUGACUGAGGCGAUGCUCUACGAGAAGUUUAGUUCUGCUGGGCCCAUCCUUUCCAUCCGGGUGUACAGGGAUGUGAUCACACGACGCUCCCUGGGGUACGCUUCCGUGAACUUCGAGCAGCCUGCGGACGCAGAGCGUGCUUUGGACACCAUGAACUUCGACGUCAUCAAGGGCAAGCCUGUCCGCAUCAUGUGGUCUCAGCGUGAUCCGUCGCUACGCAGGAGUGGAGUAGGCAACGUCUUCAUUAAAAAUUUGAACAAGACCAUCGAUAACAAAGCGCUGUACGAUACAUUUUCUGCUUUCGGCAACAUCCUCUCCUGCAAGGUGGUUUGCGAUGAGAACGGCUCCAAGGGCCAUGGGUUUGUACACUUUGAGACGGAGGAGGCGGCAGAGAGAGCCAUCGAGAAAAUGAACGGGAUGCUCCUGAAUGAUCGGAAAGUGUUUGUGGGACGGUUUAAGUCUCGGAAAGAACGAGAGACAGAGCUUGGAGCGAGGGCCAAGGAGUUCACCAAUGUUUACAUCAAGAACUUCGGGGACCUCAUGGAUGAUGAGACCCUGAAUGACCUCUUCGGCAGGUUUGGACAGGUUCUAAGUGUGAAGGUAAUGACCGACGAAGGCGGGAAAUCCAAGGGCUUCGGGUUCGUCAGCUUCGAAAGGCACGAAGACGCCCAGAGAGCCGUGGAGGAGAUGAAUGGAAAGGAGCUCAAUGGAAAACCCAUUUACGUCGGUCGAGCUCAGAAGAAAGGGGACCGGCACAUAGAGCUCAAGCGCAAAUUUGAACAGGUGACACAAGACAGAAGUAUCCGGUACCAGGGCAUUAACCUUUACGUGAAAAAUCUUGAUGACGGUAUCGACGACGAACGCCUCCAGAGAGAAUUCUCCCCGUUUGGAACAAUCACCAGUACAAAGGUUAUGAUGGAGGGGGGUCGGAGCAAAGGGUUCGGUUUUGUGUGUUUCUCCUCCCCGGAGGAGGCCACCAAAGCCGUUUCAGAAAUGAAUGGCAGAAUUGUGGCCACGAAGCCACUGUACGUAGCUUUGGCCCAGCGCAAAGAAGAGCGCCAGGCUCACCUCACCAACCAGUAUAUUCAGAGAAUGGCAAACGUGCAAGCCGUGCCGAACCCCGUGAUCAACCCCUACCAAGCAGCACCUUCGGGGUACCCCGUGGCCGCCGUCCCACAGACUCAGACCUGUGCUCCGUGCUGCCCUACCCAGGUUGCUCAACCAAGGCCAAGUGCUCGCUGGACUGCGCAGGGUGCCAGGCCUCAUCCGUUCCCCAGUGUGCCCGGUGCGAUCCACGCAGCUGCUCCUAGAGUGUCGUUCGCUACUGUGAGACCAAGCCCUUCGCAUGUUCCUCAGGUCGCGUCAGCACAUCGCCUUACUAACACAUCAGCCCAGACAGCGGGUCUACGGCCCGCAGCAGCUCCUUCCGACGCAACUACUCCUGUGCAUUUGGUCCCACAGUAUAAGUACGCUGCAGGAGUCCGGAACUCCCAGCAACAUCUCAAUGCCCCCCUGGCGCAACAGCCUGCUGUUCGGGGACAGAGUCAGGAACCUUGGAGUGCUUCCAUGUUAGUAACUGGUCCCCAAGAGCAAAAGCAAAUGUUAGGGGAAAAGCUGUUCCCUCUCAUUCAAGCCAUGCAUCCGACCCUGGCUGGUAAGAUCACGGGCAUGUUGCUGGAGAUCGAUAACUCGGAACCACUCGGUCUGCUUGAGUCCCCCGAGUCCCUGCGUUCCAAGGCUGACGAAGCUGUGGCUGUACUUCAAGCCCACCAAGCGAAAGAGGCUGCCCAGAAAGCCGUUAGCGGUGCCUCUGGUGUUCCAACUGUUUAA
This is a messenger RNA of Psammomys obesus (fat sand rat), 1893 nucleotides long. Its product is annotated as polyadenylate-binding protein 1-like. The record is from RefSeq and is a predicted model, not a curated record. Lineage: Eukaryota; Metazoa; Chordata; Mammalia; Rodentia; Muridae. The coding region runs from base 1 to 1893 and encodes 630 amino acids. Gene Ontology annotation, molecular function: mRNA 3'-UTR binding; poly(U) RNA binding; poly(A) binding. Gene Ontology annotation, cellular component: cytosol; ribonucleoprotein complex; nucleus. The transcript has a single exon.